UUUUCUCCGUCAUCGUCGUGUGGUGAAACGAAAAGAAAAAAAAGUAGUGUUGGACGACAGAGACGAUAGAGCAGUGAAAUAAUUUCAUAAUUUUUGACCUGAAAACUCGCGAAAUAGUGAUGCAUACAUUCACCGAAACGGGCGCCGGAGUUCCGGCCUUCCUUGCGAAACUGUGGAGACUGGUGGAGGAUCCGGAAACGAACGAUUUGAUCUCCUGGAGUUCGGAUGGCAGAAGCUUCAUCAUACAAAACCAGGCACAAUUUGCCAAGGAAUUGCUACCCCUCAAUUACAAGCACAAUAACAUGGCAAGCUUCAUACGGCAGUUGAAUAUGUAUGGGUUCCACAAGAUCACAUCCAUCGACAAUGGAGGGCUGCGGUUCGACAAGGACGAAAUGGAAUUUACACAUCCUUGCUUUCAAAAAGAUCAUCCCUACCUGUUGGAGCAUAUCAAGCGUAAAAUAGCAACCUCAAAACAGCAGCAACAACAGCAGGACGAUAAAGGGGGGCUCAAAGUAGAAGCGAUGAACCGGGUUUUGACGGAGAUGAAGCAAAUGCGAGGCCGGCAGGAAUCCCUGGACACGCGCUUCUCUUCAAUGAAGCAGGAAAACGAAGCACUGUGGAGGGAAAUUGCCAUUCUCCGGCAGAAACACCUGAAGCAGCAGCAGAUCGUCAAUAAGUUAAUCCAAUUCCUGGUCACUAUUGUACAACCAUCCCGAAGUGGGCUUGGUUCGAUGGGAAACGGAAACAACAAACGUCGCUUCCAGCUCAUGAUCAACGACGCACCUCAAUCGAAGCAAAAGAAAACCGAGGGAGGUGAAGGCGCUUCUAUUCAGGAGUUGGGCGAAGCACUCGAAGCAUAUGAGAAUGAACAGGAACUGCUGUCGCAGGAUAAGAGUAAGAAAGUUAAACUCACAGCUAGUGGUAGCAUUAAGAAGGAAAAAUCCCAAAAAUCGAAGAGUUCCUCCAGGGCAUCGGAAAUACCGGAAGUGAUGUCGCCAAUAUCUUUGACCCAACAGUCGCCGUAUCAUUCAGGUAGUCCUAACGAAAUUAUCGAAGAGGCACAGUACAGUCCGCAAUUUGGAACAGGUAACAUCAAACAGGAAACCUUUGAUUUUUCAUCCGGUGUUGCAGAUAAUUGCGAACAGAUAGUCAGCGACGCUGUUGAGGAUGACCAUAUCGAUGGUGAAUACGCCGAUGAAGCUUAUCUGGUUGAUCACGUUGAUGAGAUUAACCCUAGCAACAUGCAAUUCUUCGACGACUCAGAUAUGUUACAUACUCCUAUGGUCAUCAAAGAGAUGCAAAAGCAAGAACAACUCAAACAGCAGCAACAACAGCCAAUGAUCCAGCAACAGCAACAACAACAGAAGGCGGCCAAUAAAGGAGAAAGUUUACUCAAGAACAGAAAGAAUAUGUUGCCUAACAAAGAUCAAAAAAGUCUUCUGAACAGCAACAAAACAGCGUUCUCUGUAAUUCCAAAUACCAGUAUGGACAAAUCUGGCAAGAAAAUGAUUUCUCCCGGAAAACAAGUUCCUGCGAAAACUGCAGUCAACAUUAACGCCGGUCCUUCUGGAACAAACAAUUUUGUGCCCACUGUAAAACCAUCAACAUCGUCAAUGGCUUAUGGAGUGGAAGACUUCAAUGUUGGCGAAGUUCCAGCAGACAUUUUCGACGACGACAGCAAUGUCCAAAAGGAAUCUCCUAUGUUGGGUGGUUUCAACUUCGAAAGUGGAUUCUACAACCCCAACGUUAACAUUAGCCAAAUGAAGGGAAAACAAUUGCUACAGCCUGCACAACCACAACUUCAGCAACAGCAGCAGCAAAACCUGCAGCCGAAUGUCUCGAAUCAAGCAGCUGGUACGGAUGAGCAUGAUGAAUCGUCAAAUCCCGGUGUAGUGAGCAAAUUUGUCAGCAACAAUGCUGAUUUGAAUAGGCUCAACUCAUUGGCUGAUUAUGGUCAACAUAUUGAUACCGUCCAAACUGAUUUGGAUUCAUUGAAAGAUCUCCUGAAAGGGGACAACUAUCAAUUCGAUGCCAAUACAUUACUUGGGGCGGCUGGUGGAAAUGGACCGCAGUAUGGCAGAGUAUAUUUUGCACCAACUUCGUUCGAUACCGACGCCUUGAAUAAGCUGUUUAACUCUAAUGAAGAUAUCAUGGGAAUGGAUUUCCCUAUGAAUUUGCCCGAUUUGGCAGAGUCGCAGCGAAAGGCUGCUGUCGAUGGUACGAUUGCAGCACCCGUUACUAACAAUAACGAUACCAACAACGGGACAGGCCACGUAUCACCGAGCCCGAAUGGUGGGUCAUCGAAUCAACUAAUGACAUACAAAACAGGUUUGGGAAACCAUAAUGCCUGCGAUUAUAUUGAUUUGAACGAAUUGUUGAAUUUGGACGGUAGCAAUGAGGGACAGUCAACCCUGAACUAACAUGCUCAUUCGUAACUUUGGUUUGUUAUUUUGUUAUGGAUUUUCUGUCCCAUAAAUUCAGUUCACCAGCCGUCAAAAAUACGGUCAAAGAGAAAUACGAAACCAAAGCAUUCUCUGCAGCCUUUUCUGCACAACGGUUAUAUUAACGGCAACAUUUGUGGAACAGGCUAUCCAACGUGCAUAUUUUAUCGUUUUUACAUACAUGUUUAACAUCUUAUUAAAUAGGACUUUCGUUAAAAGUUAUUAUAUAAACUGUCUUAUUGAGUAUCUUGGUUACAGAAGGUAGAAGGUUCAUAUACAUAUUACCCGAAUAAUUUCGGAAUCAAACUGUACGUAGCAUGUAAUUAAAAGUGUAAAGCUAUUGUUUCGAUCUGCAGAAAAACGACACUUCUAGUUUCUAUAAACUUUCUACAAAAAAAAUAGUGAGUUUGUUCCACACUACGGAGAUAUUUUAGGCUAGGUCAAGAAAUUGUUUGUGACAAUAUUAACGUGAAAACAUCAACUAAAAGUUGUACCUGACCCCCGUGACAGCACAUCGGAAAAAUGCAAACUUUUUGUUCAAUGGACCUAGCUUCUUAGGAAUCUAAUUCAAAACAAAAUGCAUUUAUCUUCAUUGCUGUACGUUUAGAGCUCUUACAUUGUUUGCAUAACACGUGGAACAUUCACUAUAGCUAUAACGAUUCAGGUAUAAAAACCGGAAAUUUGUACGCCUUAAAAUACACGCAUAUGAUACGUUUGCUAACGA
Messenger RNA from Aedes albopictus (Asian tiger mosquito), 3165 nucleotides. It is a transcript of the gene Hsf, whose product is annotated as heat shock factor protein. NCBI's taxonomy places the organism in Eukaryota, Metazoa, Arthropoda, Insecta, Diptera, Culicidae. The record is from RefSeq and is a predicted model, not a curated record. Gene Ontology annotation, molecular function: DNA-binding transcription factor activity; sequence-specific DNA binding. Bases 120 to 2420 code for a protein of 766 amino acids. Gene Ontology annotation, biological process: regulation of DNA-templated transcription. The transcript has 11 exons.